Molecule: messenger RNA, 1175 nt
Organism: Mangifera indica (mango)
Lineage: Eukaryota; Viridiplantae; Streptophyta; Magnoliopsida; Sapindales; Anacardiaceae
Product: transcription factor MYB39-like
Exons: 3
Coding region: 66-1061 (331 amino acids)
Source: RefSeq, a predicted model, not a curated record
GCAACAAAUCCUAACUAAACCAUUAUUCAAUUGAAUUCUCUCUUUCUUUAUUCUGUCUUGCAACAAUGAGAUCUCCAUAUUGUUCUGAGCACAAUAAGAACUUGAAGAAAGGACCAUGGACUCCGGAGGAGGAUCAGAAGCUUAUUGAUUACAUCAACCAACGCGGCUAUGGAAGCUGGAGAUCGCUUCCCAAGCUUGCCGGCUUGAAUCGGUGUGGCAAGAGUUGCAGACUGCGAUGGACGAAUUAUCUUAGGCCUGAUAUCAAGAGAGGAAAAUUCACAGACCAAGAAGAGCGUAUCAUCAUUGACCUUCAUGCAGCUCUCGGAAACAAGUGGUCGAAAAUUGCAAGCCAUCUUCCAGGGCGGACAGAUAAUGAAAUCAAGAACUUUUGGAACACUCGUAUAAGGAAGAAGCUUCUCGGAAUGGGAAUUGAUCCGAGCACACACAAGCCAAGGGCUGAUUUUAAUCAACUUUUGAGUCUUUCCCAUAUGAUUUCUGCAGCACCAUUUGGGAAUUUGAUGAAUCCUUGGGAUAAUUUUGCUCUUAGGUUACAAUCAGACGUCUCUCAACUGGCCAAAAUCCAACUUCUGCAGAAUCUUCUGAAGAUUAUGAGUGCAAGCCCCUCACUUGUUCCAAACAUGGAUAACACCAGUGCUCUUUUAGGCUACCAAAAUCUUAGUCCAUUAUUUCAAGGUCAUGUUGUGCUUCCCCAUGAUGAUUCUCUGAAUCAGGGCUCAAUCUCUCAAGCAAGUGAGCAAGACCUGCAGGCUCUUGCCGAUUCUUGGACGUGCUCGGAAGAUCUUGAUGUUGUUAAUAAUAACGUUAAUGGCGGUUACUGUCUUGAAAACACACUUCCUCAACUGGUUUCAGUCUCUAAUGAGAAGCCGACCAUCAGCCAAAUGGAAAGCAAGGGCAACGCAACGCAUCUCUCCACCAGCUCAUCACCAGCCUCCUCUACUAUCGAAGACUGGAAGAAACUCUUGGACAAUGAAAGCAGUGAUUCUUACUGGGAAAAUAUCCUAAACCUCACAUCCUCAGAGUCAUCUCACAUCUCCUGGUAGAAAAAUCUAUUGCUAUGACAUCAACACUCGAUAAAAGGAAAGAUUGAUCGUGAUAAACUGUAAAUUUUUCAUUUUUUGAAGUUCUUUCAGUUACUUUGUGCAUUGAGGCCGCUU